AUGAAAUACUUUACCGUUGGUUGGAGGCCCAGGAUCAAACUGGCUGAAGAAAAGAUGCACUUCCACAACGGAGACACUCUUCUAAUUGCCAACGAAUUCAACGAAUACUUGAAUCUCGAGUGUGGGCUUUGCGAGGUUCAAAUCAAAAAACCUGCUGAAGUCCUCAACGAAGAAGCCGAAAAUCUUACGAAGUAUGCCAUCAUCAUCUAUGUCCUAGAGAAGAACAGCAACGACAUAACGGAACCCUUUUUCUUAUCCCGCAGAAUCUGCUCAACAAUAGCUACAGAAGAAACGCGCUUCAUCGUCAUUUCUUUGACAGGCGACGCUGUUCAUUGGACAACAUUAGGACCAAUCCGAGAAUUCCAUCUCGGUAGAAAGAGAAAAAACAUAUUUAUAGACAAUUCGGAAAGGAUCCCUCUUCCCAAACUUAUUCCUUCCGUACUGGAUGUGGAUGAGGAGGUACUGUUCACUAUGAGGAAUUCCCUAUUGAGCAUGAUAUACGCGGAAGAAAGUGCUGGUAGUUCAGACGUUUACUUAGGCAAAACGGUAGCAGUCGUUGGAGGUACGGGAGCCAUAGGUUCUACCUACGUCGAGAUGCUCAAAAAGAAAGCAGGAGUCGAAAAUAUAGUGAUACUCAGCCGUAAGGCAAACAGAGCUUUGUGUGGGCCAGGUGUCUCCGCGUUUACUUUGGAUAUCAAAGACGAGGAGUCCAUGAGAAAGACACUGGACGAGAUUUACAUGAGGUAUGGGAGAGUCGACACCAUAAUCCACGCAGCUGGCGAAGCGACGACAAGAUCACUGGAGAAGGACAUUCCAAGCAUGCUCAACGUUCUACUUCCGAAACUGAGCGGAAUCACGAAUGUACUGAACUAUCUCAACUCCAGAAAGGUCCAGCUGGAUAAUUUAAUUAUGGCGUCAUCAUUAAGCAGCACAGUUGCAUUACAAGGAAAUGAAGACUACGCUGCAGCCAACAUCUUCAUGGACGCGCUGGCGCUGAACGGACAUCCUAGGGUGAAUAAGAUUACUUCGAUACAGUGGCCAGCUUGGAGCAGCGCGGGCAUGGCUUCAACAUUUGAACAUAAUGAACUUCACUCCUUGCUGAUGAGAACUUCGAUUUCACCUCAGGCAGCUAAACGGGCAGUGAGAGAAACUCUUGGGCUCACAGGUGUGGUAGCAUAUUCGCCACUGUCACCGUUUGAGAUCAGAAAGAUGCUUGAAAAAGCUCAACUUGCUGGAGAGCGACUAAAUGUUGCCGAUAAUGUUAGCGAGGACAAAGGUUCAUUGAAGGACAAGAUUGCCGACAUUUGGAAAGAAGUAUUGGGGGUAACUGUGGACGAUGAACUGGAUUUCUUCAACAAUGGCGGGAACUCACUGAGUGCGCUUAGGGUAGUAUUUCGUGGAAGCGCUAUCCCAUACAUCUACCGAAUCAAGCAAGGUUGA
Molecule: messenger RNA, 1440 nt
Organism: Cylicostephanus goldi
Lineage: Eukaryota; Metazoa; Nematoda; Chromadorea; Rhabditida; Strongylidae
Source: the annotation of a GenBank genome assembly